Messenger RNA from Staurois parvus, 444 nucleotides. The record is from the annotation of a GenBank genome assembly. Lineage: Eukaryota; Metazoa; Chordata; Amphibia; Anura; Ranidae.
AUGGUAGCUUACACUCUCUGUGUUUUGGGCAACUGUAUUAUUUUCAUGCUCAUCUUGACCCAGUCUCAGCUCCGCACCCCGAUGUACUUCUUGCUGGGAAACCUUUCUGUUGUUGAUAUUUGCAUGACUUCUAUCACCAUCCCUCGGGCUCUUUGUAGCCUCCUAACUCAAAAUAAGGCCAUCUCAUUUCAUGCUUGUUUUUUGCAGCUCUUCCUCUUCCAUGCAGUUGGUAAUAUGGACAGCUUUCUACUGGCCAUCAUGGCCUUGGAUCGGUAUGCUGCUGUUUGCCAACCCUUGCAUUACACAACCAUCAAGAGCAAUAAGACAUGCAUCAGUUUGGUAACUUCUUCGUGGGCUGUUUGUUACUUUACAUUCCACCCUGUUCACCGCCAUGACAUCUACUCUUCCCUAUUGCAAUUGGGUUAUCCAUCACUAUUUUUGUGA